CUCAAGUUUCACGUGACUUGUAGGGGACGCGGCUUCCGGACUCACGGAAUGGUGCAUUUCCGGCCACCGAGGAGCUCCGCUGGCAGAGACGCAGACAAAGCGCGUAACUGCGAAACAAAGGGUGACGCCGACCGACGGCCGUAGUCAUGGCGGCGCCGCAGCCCAGCCAGGCCGCUCAGAGCCCCGCGGCGCCGCCCGAGCAGCCGGAAGGAGCCGGCGACUGUGGGGCCCCGGAGCCCGACUCUGUGAGCUCCCCGGCCCCGGAGCUCCCCGGCGCGCCCGCAGCUUUGAACGCGGCGCCGCAAGCUGACGCCGCCCCUCGGCCCGGAGCCUCUCGGCCCGGCCCCGAGACCUUUCGCCAGCGCUUCCGGCAGUUUCGCUACCAGGACGCGGCCGGUCCCCGAGAAGCCUUCCGGCAGCUGCGGGAGCUGUCCCGCCAGUGGCUGCGGCCCGACAUCCGCACCAAGGAGCAGAUCGUGGAGAUGCUGGUACAGGAGCAGCUGCAGGCCAUUCUACCCGAGGCGGCCCGGGCUCGGCGGCUGCGGCGCCGCGCGGACGUGCGCAUCACCGGCUGAGCGGCGGAGCCUGGGGCUCCCUGGACUGACGACACCCUACCCCAAGUUAAUAAAAAUUGAAUUUUGACAGCUC
Mastomys coucha (southern multimammate mouse) is the source of this 648-nucleotide messenger RNA. It is a transcript of the gene Scand1, whose product is annotated as SCAN domain containing 1. The transcript has 2 exons. The record is from RefSeq and is a predicted model, not a curated record. Lineage: Eukaryota; Metazoa; Chordata; Mammalia; Rodentia; Muridae. Bases 147 to 575 code for a protein of 142 amino acids.